Molecule: messenger RNA, 1368 nt
Organism: Medioppia subpectinata
Lineage: Eukaryota; Metazoa; Arthropoda; Arachnida; Sarcoptiformes; Oppiidae
Source: the annotation of a GenBank genome assembly
GCUGUCGUAUUGAAAGACUUCAAUCUCCAUGUAAUCCAGGGCAAAAUCUUUGCACUUUUGGGUCCCAAUGGGUGCGGAAAGACGAGUCUCCUUAAGAUAAUAUUAGGAAGAGUUAAGCCAAAUGAUGGCUGUAUUCGUGUGUUUGGUUUAGAGCCGGGACACAAAGACCUGGACAUUCCCGGUCCGGGUGUCGGGUAUAUGCCUCAAGAGAUCGCUCUCUUUGACGCUUUUACUAUCGAUGAAUGCCUUCACUAUUUCGGAACUAUUUAUAAAAUGAAGAAAGAGAUUAUUGAUCACCGAAUUGAACAGUUGAUUGAAUUGUUGGAUUUGCCACAAAAGUCUAGAAAAAUCAAUGAAUUAAGUGGUGGACAGCAGAGGCUGGUGUCGAUGGCGUCCACAAUAGUGCACAGACCGAGACUUCUUAUACUGGAUGAGCCCACAGUUGGUGUCGACUCUAUCCUCAGGCAUAGGAUUUGGACGUAUUUGGAAAAUAUUUGCAAAAAUUAUGGGAUAACAGUAUUAAUUACAACACAUUAUAUCGAAGAGGCGAAGAACGCGUCAAAUGUGGGUUUUGUAAGCAAUGGAUCACUUCUUCGACAAUCAAAUCCACACAAAUUGAUCGAUGAAUACAAUUGUCAAACUUUAGAGGAAGUGUUUCUCAAACUAACGCAACAGCACUACAAACAACUCAAAGGCGGCGACAAACAAGUGAAUCAGGGAUCAGCUCGAGUGGUGGACACAACGAUGAAACCGCGAAGACAUUUAUUGCUCAACACUCGUGGCGCCCAUCGGCACAGAUAUGUCGACAUAAGUCACAUGAGAGCCCUGUUUUACAAAAGUUACAUUCAAUUGAAAGGAGUGUAUAUAUCGUUGAUCUUGUUUUUCAUAUUACCGGUCAUUACUAUAUACGGGUUCAGUAUGAGUGUCGGUGGAGUACCGCUCAGAGUUCGGGUCGGCUUAUAUACGGGCGCCGACAGAGACACGUAUAAUAUGUCCCAACAAUUUAUACAUUCAAUCAAUGAAUCGUUAUUGAGUCCCACGUAUUACGAGGCAAAACAGGCGGCCAUUGAUUCGGUGGUCGCCGGCAAAAACAUGUUUGCGCUCAUCUAUCCGGUCAACUACUCGGAGAAUAUGAGGGCUCGACUGCCCGAUCCUUUCAACGCCGAUAUCGAAGUGUUGAACAACAGUGUAAUCCGCGAAUACGUCGACCACUCAAACACAAUCACAUCGGUAUACGUCCGGUACCUCUACUUCAUCGACGGUUUACUCAAAUUUAUGCGCAAAAUUGGCGCCGAAGACGGCCUCAAUCCGGUCUCUUUCUCGCUGCCCAUCGAUUGGACAAAACCUAUAUUCAGCGGAUCGUUCUUC